AUGACUGAGACUGACACCCAAUUGACGCUGACUGAUGUCGAAGACCUCAAGAAACAUCUAAUGAAAGUUUUCGAGGGUGUGACCAGAGACUGUGAGGAUAAGGAAUUGAAGAAACUAUUUGACAUGGUUAGGGACUAUGACACCCUUGAUUAUCAAGCCAAUCAUAUGUUCAGUGCCACAGCAGAUUUGGGCUUCCUUGACGAAGCGAAAGAGCUCUUUAAGCCUCACCCUGGGCAGAACAUACUGCCGGAAUUGGCUGUCUAUACCCUGGUCAUGUUUGCCUAUGCCGGCACUGGCAACAUCAAGGAUUCUCACAAGGUUUACCAGCAGAUGAUAGCCUCUGGUGUCACUCCUGCCGCAUACACUUACACUAUAAUCAUCUGUGCAAUUGCAAAAGACUUUUCGGAUCCUAAUUCUGUUGGGUAUGCCAAGAAGUAUUUCCUUGAAAUGUUGGAUAGGGGGAUGAAGCCCCAUUAUCAACCCUACAUGUAUGUUAUGGAUGCCAUUUCUUACCGGGAGUCAGGGGAAGAGGCCAAGAAGUUCCUCGAGCAGAUAAAAGCUAAAGGGUUCAUCCCUGUGAUCGAUGAUUUUCAAUACAAAGAAGGCCACCUCACAGAAGCACUGCAAGCAACGAAAACCUAUGUUGAUAGCCUUGUCAAGACCACUGAUGAGGCUGUUCAAAAACAUCUGCGCAAGUCACACCUCUCCCCUUGGUGUAUGCGAGCUAUUGAGAUGCACAAGGCUUUGGUAGACGAUGGAGCUCUAGAUGAGGCCAUCGAGUUCUAUCAUACCAUUCAACAAUCAGGGUUUGGCAAGACCAAGGGUGCUCUGGAGGCGUAUCUGGAGAUGCUAGCUGCUGGGGUUACCCCCAACUCCUACACUUACACUGUUUUAAUCAAGGGACUUAGUGCUGACCGUGACUUCUUUGGAGAUGCCAAGAAGUACUUGCUUGAGAUGAUGGACAUGGGGAAACAGCCUAAUGCUGCUACCUACACAGCAGUGAUAGAAGGCUUUGUGCUUUGGGAGGACAAGACAGCCGAGGAGAAGGGCAAGGAAUUUGUGGAGAUGAUGAUGGGCAAAGGUUUCAUGCCAAAUGCGAAGUCUAUGAUGCAGGUUUUAAAGGGAAGACCAAUUCCACUAAUUAGAAGGGUCAUGAACAUUGUACUUUCCAAGUUGAAGCACUGA
Fragaria vesca subsp. vesca is the source of this 1185-nucleotide messenger RNA. Its product is annotated as pentatricopeptide repeat-containing protein At1g05670, mitochondrial-like. The record is from RefSeq and is a predicted model, not a curated record. The transcript is spliced from 2 exons. NCBI's taxonomy places the organism in Eukaryota, Viridiplantae, Streptophyta, Magnoliopsida, Rosales, Rosaceae. Bases 1 to 1185 code for a protein of 394 amino acids. Gene Ontology annotation, molecular function: protein binding.